UCCACGACGGUAGCUGUGACUGCUGGGGUGGUAUUGCUGUCCACUGUGGGCAUAAUUGUAGCCCUCUAUCUAGGCAAGAAGAAGAAGCCUCCAGUCACCUUGCUUGACUCUACUAAAAAAUACCAGCUAGCGCUCAUCGAUAAAGAGGUACUGUGGGCUAUUGAAACAGAUACUCUGUAGGAAAUUAAUUAGACAUUUUUGGUCUGUGCUUCAUAGGCCUGUGCCUAAUUCAUAUAUGUACUCGAUGGAAAUAAUUUUUGUCUUAACAUGUAACUGAAUGUUGGUAGUAGUUGUUGCUCCAGUGCAUUGUGACAAAACCAAUGUACACUACAUGACCGAAAGUAUGUGGACACCUGCUCGUCGAACAUCUCAUUCCAAAAUCAUGGGCAUUAAUAUGGAGUUGGUCCCCCUUUGCUGCUAUAACAGUCUCCACUCUUCUGGGAAGGCUUUCCACUAGAUGUUGGAACAUUUCUGCGGGGACUUGCUUCCAUUCAGCCACAAGCAUUAGUGAGGUCGGGCACUGAUGUUGGGCGAUUAGGCCUGGCUCGCAGUCAGCGUUGCAAUUCAUCCCAAAGGUGUUCGAUGGGGUUGAGGUCAGGGCUCUGUGCAGGCCAGUCAAGUUCUUCCACACCGAUCUCGACAAACCAUUUCUGUAUGGACCUCGCUUUGUGCACUAGGGUAAUGUCAUGCUGAAACAGGAAAUGGCCUUCCCCAAACUGUUGCCACAAAGUUGGUAGCACAGAAUCGUCUAGAAUGUCAUUGUAUGCUGUAGCGUUAAGAUUUCCCUUCACUGGAACUAAGGGGCCUAGCCCGAACCAUGAAAAACAGCCCCAGACCAUUAUUCCUCCUCCACCAAACUUUACAGUUGGCACUAUGCAUUGGGGCAGGUAGCGUUUUCCUGGCAUCCGCCUAACCCAGAUUCGUCCGUCGGAUUGCCAAAUGGUGAAGCGUGAUUCAUCACUCCAAAGAACGCGUUUCCACUGCUCCAGAGUCCAAUGGUGGCGAGCUUUACACCACACCAGCCGACGCUUGGCAUUGCGCAUGGUGAUCUUAGGCUUGUGUGCGGCUGCUCGGCCAUGGAAACCCAUUUCAUGAUGCUCCCAACAAACAGUUCUUGUGCUGACGUUGCUUCCAGAGGCAGUUUGGAACUCGGUAUUGAGGAUUGCAACUGAGGACAGACGAUUUGUACGCGCUCUGCGGUCCCAUUCUGUGAGUUUGUGUGGCCUACCACUUCGCGGCCAUUGUUGCUCCUAGACGUUUCCACUUCACAAUAACAGCACUUACAGUUGACCGGGGCAGCUGUUGCAAGGUAGAAAUUUGACGAACUGACUUGUUGGAAAGGUGGCAUCCUAUGACGGUGCCACGUUGAAAGUCACUGAGCUCUUCAGUAAGGCCAUUCUACUGCCAAUGUUUGUCUAUAGAGAUUGCAUGGCUGUGUGCUCAAUUUUUUUAUACACCUGUCAGCAAUGGGUGUGGAUGAAAUAAUAGCCGAAUCCACUAAUUUGAAGGGGUGUCCACAUACUUUUGUAUAUAUAGUGUAUGUAUGGCUCAGUAUGUAUGGCCUCUUUUCAUAGGUGAUCAACCAUGAUACUCGCAGGUUCCGCUUUCGACUUCCCUCAGUAGAACAUAUCCUGGGACUGCCUGUAGGUAAGUCUUCACUUGCACAUUGUUCUUUCUGGGUUUUGUGAAGAGACAGUUUGAUCAUUGAUUAUUAUUUGGUACAAUUCAGUGCCAUUAAUAUAAAUAGUCCUUUAGCUCACCAGCAUAAUAACUACAAUCACAGCGUAAUACUUGAUUCGCGUUCCUGGAAUGCUCUUUACUGUAUGAGUCAUUUAGCAGAACAAUCAGAGGGUGAAGCCACACCCAAUGACCCUAGCAGUAUUUUUAAUCGGUGUUGUCUUUGUGUUUCUAACCACCUUAUUUGUUUUGUCUAGGGAAUCAUGUAUACCUCUCUGCCCGUAUUGACGGCAGCCUGGUAGUCAGACCAUACACACCUGUGUCCAGCGACGACGACAAAGGAUAUGUUGACCUGGUUGUGAAGGUAUGUAUGGCUUGUCAAAGCAAUCCUAUAUCAAAUACUGAAACUGAACACGCUAGUACUAUCAAACCUGGGUCUGUAUGUAUCAAGAGUCUCAGAGUAGUAGUGGUGAUCUAGGAUCAGGUUCCCUUUGUCCAUGUAAUCUUAUUCUUUGUGAUCGAAAAUAAAAACUGAUCCUAAAUCAGCACAUAUUAUGAGAAGCUUGAUACAUACGGACCCUGAUCUGCAAAGCAUAUUUCAUGGAUAACGUUUCUCCCCAGAUCUACUUCAGGAAUGUGCACCUCAAGUUUCCUGACGGGGGGAAGAUGUCCCAGUACCUGGAGAGUUUGCAGCUGGGAGACGUGGUAGACUUCAGAGGACCAGGAGGCCUGCUGGAGUACAAAGGACAUGGUACGACCAGUCUGCUGCCUGGCACACCCUCCCUCUGAUAUUUACAAAUGAUGUGUCCCAAAUGGUACCCUAUUUCCUAUAUAGUGCAAUACUUUUUACCAGGGCCCAUAAGAAUCAGGUGCCAUUUGGGACGCACACAUAGUCUGCAAUGGGAUGGGUGUUUUAGCUUUGUGUACUUAAGUGUGGUGUGGCUGGCUGAGACUGAUCAUGUGUGUACAUACUUGUUUUCAACCUUAAGUCUACUGAAUAAGUAAACAGUACUUGUGUUAUGUGUAAUAUCUGGCUUUCUGCAUCGCAUUUUGCAACUUUCAUGCCCCAAUGGCUCCAGAAAAGCACUACCUAAAGAAUAUAAUUUUACUGUAUUGCCACUCAAAUAUAUUCUCUCAGUAUUAUUAGAUGAUAAUUGAUAAUGGACACACCCAACAACUGUCUUCCAUUUUGGAUAAGAUAACUCUUGUGUCUCAUCGCUUUCUCCCAUUCCAUUCAACAGGGCAGUUUGCAGUUCAGACAGACAAAAAGUAUCCUGCUGAGAUAAAAGUUGCCAGUACUGUGGGUCUGAUAGCUGGAGGAACAGGUGACUCUUCCCUUCCCAACCCUGCCCUCUGAACCUAAACUAUUAAAUGUUGUCUAAGCACAGGUAAAUGUAGAGUAAGCGCUUUUAGUUCCUGGUGCUGAACUCCCUUCCCUGUCUGUAGGCAUCACCCCUAUGCUACAGCUGGUGCGCGCUAUCAUGAAGGACCCCAGUGACAGGACCACCUGCAGCCUGCUGUAUGCCAACCAGGUGUGUGGCUGCCGCCCACACUGGCCUCUCUCCUAAAAUAGACUUUUAAUAUAAUCUCUAUAAAUAAAGGACAGAUAAAUGCUUAAUACUAGCUUCACUGUGGAUGUAGCUCAUAGGUUUGCUUAGGUUGAGAGUUAACACUGAACCAGACACCAUUGUUAACUGUGUGUUGUGUGUGUGUGUGCGUGCGUGCUCAUGGCAGACUGAGAAGGACAUCCUGCUGAGGGAUGAGCUGGAGGAGGUCCAGGCCAGACACCCAGACCGCUUCAAGCUGUGGUUUACAGUGGACAGGGCACCCAAGGGUAUGUGACUUAUGGCUUUUGCUUGCGUUGCUCAAGUGUUGGCAUCCAGAUUUCAGAAGUCUUAACAAAUGUGUAAAUUUGUAUUAUCGUCUUGAAUUAGUUUUCAUUGUGUAUAUUAUGUCACAAUAGCUUUUCAGACUGCUGAAAAGCACAAACUAGCUGUCUCCCUGCACAGACAUGUGCCUUAGAGACUAUUUGCACCAGAGAGACUAAAGUAUAUGCACCUUAUAAAUUAUUUACACUGACUACCCACACAUCCAACCCUUACACACAAACACACACACAAGAACCCAUAAACACACACACAAGCACACACACACACUCAGAACUCAUAUAUAUACUAUUGAUUCCACUAACCACUAUAUUACUAAAUAGUAUAAAUACAGUCAAUUAUUACUAUGCAUACUACCUCUUCUACUACUUGUUAUGUUUGACUUGACUCUUCAUUGUUAUUAUUGGUUAAUGUACUGCAUUGUUGAGGGAGCUAGCACAUAAGCCUUUCGCUGCACCUUUUAUACCUGCUGUAAACUGUGUAUGUGACGAAUACAUUUUAUUUUAUUUGAAUCCUUAUGCAUACCGGUACUUGUUUGUGAUCCCAUGAAAGAUUGAAUAAGAUCCAUUUGUGUGGCUCAGGCUGGGAGUACAGUGAGGGCUUCAUCAACGCGGACAUGAUCCAGGAGCACCUGCCCGCCCCCAGUGACGACACCUUGGUGCUCAUGUGCGGUCCGCCCCCCAUGAUCCAGUUUGCCUGCAACCCAAACCUGGACAAGUUGGGCUACCGGCAGAGUCAGCGCUUUGCCUACUAG
Coregonus sp. 'balchen' is the source of this 4317-nucleotide messenger RNA. Lineage: Eukaryota; Metazoa; Chordata; Actinopteri; Salmoniformes; Salmonidae. The record is from the annotation of a GenBank genome assembly.